GUAUAAAUAAUUAAUUCUCACAUGAAAUCUCUGUAUUUUAUUUCCGUAAUUUAGUUGAGUUUUCCCGCAUUUGAACACAUCCCACUCCACUGGUUUCUCUAUGGUAGCCACGUGUUCUUUCUCAUUUCCUUUCCUUCUUCACGAUCCACAUAUCUUAUUUUCCUUCUUCAUUUCUCUCUGAGGAACCAGUUCGUUCCUUCUUUUCCACGGAUGUUUUAGCUUGAUUAAGAUUUGGAAAGAAAGAUGUCGUUUAAGAAAUUGAAGGAGAGUAUAACUGAAAAAAAAUUAUCUCCAGAAGAGCAGCAGAUCAAGAUCGAAGAAACCAGAAAGAUAAUUGGUCCAAUUGCCGACAAGUUCCCGACUAUAUGCUCGGAUGCAUCAGUGCUAAGGUUUCUUAAAGCACGGAACUAUAAUACUAUUAAGGCUGCAAGGAUGUUGAGAGGCACCAUAAAAUGGAGGCUGGAGUUCAAGCCUGAGAGGAUUCAAUGGGAUGACGUAGCCAAAGAAGCUUUAACAGGAAGGCUAUAUAGGGCUGAUUACUUGGACAAGCAAGGAAGGGUUGUUUUUGUCAUUAAAGCUGGAUUUCAGACUGCAAGUUUGGCAAUGGUACAGAUCAAGUACCUCGUUUACUGUUUGGAGAAUGCUAUAUCAAAUUCACCUUCCACACAAGAACAGAUGGUUUGGCUAAUUGAUUUUCAAGGGUGGAGCACGUCGUGUAUAUCAGUAAAGGUCACCCGAGAUACUGCUCAAGUCCUGCAGAAUCAUUACCCGGAAAGGCUAGGCCUUGCAGUCCUGUACAAUCCACCAAAAUUGUUCGAGUCAUUUUGGACGAUGGUGAAACCGUUUCUUGAACCUAAGACUUACAAAAAGGCGAUAUUUGCGUACCCUGACAACCCGAAGAGCCGAGUGAUGAUGGAAGAACUCUUUGACAUGGACAAGCUAGAAUCCUGUUUCGGUGGAAAUAAUAAAGCGGGAAUGAACUUUGAAGCUUAUGGUAAGAAAAUGAGAGAAGAUGACAAAAGGAUGUCUGGUUUGAUUAAUUCUGGCUGUUCAACCCCUAGUUUUUUAAGCGCGGAAGGUAAUGAAACAUUGCAUUCAAGUAAUGGUUCCGAGGAUGGAUCAUCUUGUAGUGAAGCAGUUUAUUCAAACUUCGAGGAAGAUGAUGAUAUUCAAACACAGACACCUCGCUCCGAAUGUGAACCCGAAAAUGAGGUUGAUCAUAACAAAAUUGAGUGAAGAAGUGAAAUAAAAGAGCACUGAUAACUAACAGGGUCAAUUAUGUUACGCAUCCAAAAUUUACCAAACCAGUAUGUAAUGUUGGUUUUAAAGUGAAAUUGGAGGAAGUUUUAGUUGUGAUUCUUUUGACAUGAGAGUUUCAAUUAGCACUCAGGAAAUAAUGUUAUUUUCUUAUUCCCUCUCUCCUAUUUAUCACUAUCUUUCUCUCUGAGGGGGAGUAGGAUUAUGGUGUUUGUGUUGUGUAAUGUCUAAGGAUUUAUUGAGAAGCACCAUUCACCACUCUUUCAUGACCA
This is a messenger RNA of Vicia villosa (hairy vetch), 1529 nucleotides long. RefSeq lists its product as uncharacterized. The transcript is spliced from 6 exons. NCBI's taxonomy places the organism in Eukaryota, Viridiplantae, Streptophyta, Magnoliopsida, Fabales, Fabaceae. Bases 244 to 1236 code for a protein of 330 amino acids. The record is from RefSeq and is a predicted model, not a curated record. Gene Ontology annotation, molecular function: phosphatidylinositol transfer activity.